UCUCUGCUCCCCUGAGGCGUGCCCUGAGAUCUUCCGAGAGGGAGAGAGGAGAUAUAAAGAGAGAGGCUCUCGCCUGCGGAGAGGAAUCGCAGCUAUGCGAACGAGACGCGGCCUUUCCUACCGGUUUCCUUGCACGGAAUUCCGGCCGAAGGAGGCGGAGGAGAGGGCUGGUAGUGUCGGAGGGAAGAGGAACAGGGGACGAGAGGAGUACGGCCGCCGGAAGAGGCCGCGCUCGGCGUCACCGGCGGCGGAGGGGGAUGGGGCAGGAGGAGUGACCGCGGAGGACCUUUUCGACGUCCUCCCCGAUGAAAUCAUCGUCUCCAUCCUCUGCAAAAUCGGAUCCUCCGCCUCGUCGCCUUCCGAUCUUAUCAGCAUCCUCAUCACUUGCAAGAGGAUGAAUAAGUUGGGGAUGAGUCCCCUGGUUCUCUCGAAGGCCUCGGCAAGGGCCCUUGCCAUUAGGGCAAAGAACUGGUCGGAGUCCGCUAACAAAUUCCUGAAGCAGUGCGCCGAUGCUGGAAAUCUCGAAGCUUGCUACAUCCUCGGCAUGAUCCGCUUCUAUUGUUUGGAGAGCAGAGCGAGCGGGGCGUCGCUGAUGGCGCGGGCGGCGAUUGGGUCGCACGCGGCGGCGCUCUACGCGCUGGCGGUGAUCCAGUUCAACGGCAGCGGGGGAUCGAAGAACGACAAGGACCUCCGGGCCGGUGUGGCCCUGUGCGUCCGCGCGGCGAAGCUCGGCCACGUCGACGCCCUUCGCGAGCUCGGCCACUGCCUGCAGGACGGCUACGGCGUGCGCCAGAACGUGGCCGAGGGGCGGCGCUACCUAGUCCAGGCCAAUGCGCGGGAGCUCGCUGCCGUCCUCUCCUCCACCGCCGAGGCGGCGUGGGAGGCUCACCGCCACCACGGCGUCUCGGAGGGGGCCAGCGGUUGCUCUCUGCUCAGCGACUUCGGCUGCAACGUGCCGGCGCCGGAGGCCCACCCGGCGAACCGGUUCAUGGUGGAGUGGUUCGCUAUGAGGGGCGGCGCCGCUGGAGACGGGUUGAGGAUGUGCUCCCACGGCGGUUGCGGCCGGUCGGAGACUCGGCGGCACGAGUUCCGUCGGUGCUCGGUCUGCGGCGCUGUAAACUACUGCUCCCGGGCGUGUCAGGCUCUCCACUGGAAGCUUGCCCACAAGGCAGAGUGCUCACCCAUGGACGGGUGGCUCGACGCCGCCGGUGGCGCCGUUGUCGCCGGAGCACCACUUGUGAACGGCGCCGUCGGCCUGAUGAAUUAUUAGAGUACAUGGAGAAGCAUAGCAGUACAAGGUUUGAGGCGCCGCCUGUUUUUUAUUUGUUUUUUAAAUUUAUUUUAUCUUUUUUUUUGAUCUUUUCUGUACAGUUGUGAGAAAAUGUUAUCUUUUUGUUCGAAAUCUCAAGAGACGUUCUUUUAUUUUAUUCGAGUUUUUUUUUUUUGGGUCUUGGUGAAAUAUUUUGUGACUCGUGACCGGCUUUCUUCUUUGUUUCUAUUACUUUUUAUUUCUAUUUUUUUAAUAAUAUUUGUACGACUUUUAUUCA
Molecule: messenger RNA, 1547 nt
Organism: Phoenix dactylifera (date palm)
Lineage: Eukaryota; Viridiplantae; Streptophyta; Magnoliopsida; Arecales; Arecaceae
Product: F-box protein At1g67340-like
Molecular function (GO): protein binding
Source: RefSeq, a predicted model, not a curated record